This is a messenger RNA of Opisthocomus hoazin, 957 nucleotides long. RefSeq names its product calcium homeostasis modulator family member 4 (gene CALHM4). Lineage: Eukaryota; Metazoa; Chordata; Aves; Opisthocomiformes; Opisthocomidae. Gene Ontology annotation, cellular component: plasma membrane. Gene Ontology annotation, molecular function: monoatomic cation channel activity. The record is from RefSeq and is a predicted model, not a curated record.
AUGACUUUCCUUCCAAAGUGGUUAACCUUUCUAAAAGGCAAAGAGGUUGUUAUUGCUAAUGCUAUAAUUGCAAUAUUGACAAUUGGUGGGCAGCAACUCUUCUCUUUUUUUACAUUCAACUGUCCCUGUCAUGCUGGGCAGAACCUUGUCUAUGGGCUGGCUUUCCUAGGAGUUCCUGCACUGAUCCUUUUGGUUGUUGGCUAUGCCCUGAACAACCAGACUUGGAGGCUGGUUACAGGCAAAAGGUCUCCUCUCCAGGAAGUGACUCCACCGCACCGGUUACUGCAAUGCAAGCUGAUCUGCUUUGUCUUGUGCAGCAUUACUGGGAGAGCACUGGUUGCUCCAGUAACGUGGCUAGCUGUUACCCUGAUAAAUGGCUCAUAUUAUGUCUGUGCCAUGAGUGAGUAUGUCUCCGUGCAUUAUUAUGGAGCUAAUCCUAACAUUACUACUAGCGAACACAGGAGGAUAUCGGCUGUGUUUCCGUGCAGUCAGUUAGUUCCUCCAGAGCUGACCCGGGCAAGAGAUGAAGUGAUUCUCCUACUCCGAUACCAGUCACAAGUGGCUGGCUGGCUUCUGAUUGCUGUGGUAGUCAUCACUGUCUUCCUGUCUUACUGCCUGGCAAGCUGUUUCUCCCCACUCAGCUACCUACAUUUCAGAUACUGGAGCAGCUAUGUCCACAAUGAGCAGGAGCUCUUUGAUGAAGCGACAGACCAGCACUCCAGGCUCUAUGCCAUGCAGCAUGUAAGGAAGUUCUUUGGCUUUGCCCCAGGGAGUGAAAACGUGAAGGAAAUCCGUAUCCCGUCUCUCAGAGAGUGGCAAGCCAUUUCCGGACUGGCCUUUCUGAAACGAGUGGAUGAGGAGCAUUACGACUACAGCCUCCUCCAUGACUGGGCACUCAAAGAGUCUGCAGAUGGAAGAUACCUGAAGACUGAUGAAGAUCCUGUGAUCAGAAUAUAG